Messenger RNA from Nicotiana attenuata, 1080 nucleotides. RefSeq names its product putative F-box protein At3g17490. The coding region runs from base 1 to 1080 and encodes 359 amino acids. The transcript has 5 exons. Lineage: Eukaryota; Viridiplantae; Streptophyta; Magnoliopsida; Solanales; Solanaceae. The record is from RefSeq and is a predicted model, not a curated record.
AUGGGAACUCACAUCCAAGAGGAAAUAAUUAUCGAUAUCCUCAGCAGGUUACCUGUUGAGUCUCUUGAACAAAAACUUUCAAAAACGCUUAUUAGCCAAAUAUCGUAUAAGGAUGGUGUACCUAAUACCAGGAUCUCUUUCUCUUCUUUAUCUUUGAAUAUUCAAGUCGUACGAAAACUUGAUUGCCCGUUAUACUAUGAAGCAGAGCUUGGCACAAUAUAUUGUUGUUGUGAUGGCUUGUUUUUAGUCGGGCUUUGGAAUACACCUGAGAGAGAGCCUUCAAUAUUAUUGCUAUGGAAUCCCUCCACAAGAGAAACAAUAGUACUUCCACAUUCACAUUACUCCACCGUGGACAGAGAUAGAUACACUUUUGGAUUGGGUUUUGACUCAAGUAGUAAUGACUAUAAGGUCCUUAAGGUUAAUAACGAGGAUGACACCUUCAAUGAAAUUCUCUCAGUGAAAAGUGGUUCUUGGAGAAAACUUGCUAGUAAAAGCUGUAGAAAUAACGUAUCAUGCUUGUUUAUGCAUUUGGAUUUGGCAUUUGUACAUGGAGCAUUUCAUUGGCUAGGACGUAUUCAGCUCCCAGAGUUUAUUGUGAUCUCGUUUAAUAUUUCAAAUGAAAUGUACAGAGAUGAACCGUUGCCAGAGCCAAUGUGCUUGACGAUAGUGCGAGAGUCAGUUGUAUCAGUGUUGGACGGAAUGCUAUGCGUGUGCAGGAUUCUGACCACGUACGCAGCUAAGGCUGAGUGCGGCGUCUCAGUUCAUCAUCUUUUACAGUUAUUCAGCUCUGGUUACCUGAGGGGUACCAUGUUGCAAUUGAAAAGCCGUGGCGCGAAGGGUUUGGUAGUUAAGUCUGACGACAAGGCCAACCGCCUCUUCUGGCCGAGGGCUUCUCCACCCCAGUUUAUUGACAGUAUUAAUUCGUGGGUGGAAAGAUUGAUACCUUAUGCGGAGGAAUGCCGUCGGAGUGCCCCCAAGAAGAAGAAGGCCGUCGUUACCUCGCCUAGGGCGGAGACCGACUCUGAUGGUGGAGACAUACCCUGCGGCUCGUUCAGUGAUGGCGCUCCAGAGGUUCCUUAG